UGCCUUGUAACCACCAUAGAAACACGCAGACCCGCCGGUGAUUACAUCAUGCCGGAGGGGAUUCUCGGGAUCGGCCCUACUGGGAGACACUCAGCCGCCGUACGAGAGCCAAAAAACGGGUUGUCUUGGAGGCACAUGGGCGCCUCUUUUUUUUGUUGUCUGCCUUGUUUUUUUAAACAUGCUUUGUAAAGGCAUUUUUACCCGAAUUCUUUUUCCUAAGCGACUGGGGUGUAUUUCGUCCUCGUGCGAAUCAACGGUUCGGUUUCCUAGGCACAAGGACCCAGCAGUUGCAAACUUCUGUCACACGCCCUUUCUUCCGCCCCACCCCCAUCACCAUGUGCUGCUGCCGGCAGACUGGUUGUUCACCUCUACCAGUGUAUCUGUAUGCGUGCGACUUUGUUGCGUGUGUGUGCGUGCCGUCUCUAUGUUUGUGUGUGUAAGAGAGAGAGAGAGGGGGGGAGAGAGAGAUAGAGAGAGUGAGAGAAAGAAAGAGAGCGGGAGAGAGAGUGAGAGAGGAAGGGGGGCAAGAGACAGGAAGGGAUUCUUAGACAAGGAAAUGUAUUAGGCAGAAGUGCUGAGCAACAUGAUGGGAUGACCUGGGAAAAAAAGCAUACCUGAAAAACUGAGAACCAUGGAAGACAAACAGGUCCUCCAUUUUGUGCCAUGUGACGACGCGUCAACCGGGAAGUCCAAAAAUGGCUACACUUUCCAAGAGAUGGAGCUGCGUACGGAGGAUGCGAUGUAUGAGGACGUUAAGGAGCAUGACUUCCAGGCCAAUGUUUCAGAUCACGAUACACCAGAAUAUGGGCUACUGAACACAACUCGCAAAUAUGUGAGCUCCAUGAACUUCCAAGAGGAGGUGCGUGCCCACAGGGACCUCGACGACUUCCUGGCCCAGUCCAGCAUCUUGCUGGAGGAGGAUGCCGCCACGCUGGAAGAGGUCCUCAAACACAUGCUCACACUCAUGGUGGACGAGGGCGGGGAAGCCUUCGACGUGGAUGCCGUCAUGGAAUCCUUGUUCACCGACGCCAGCGGGUUGGAUGCAAACGUGCAUCUUCUGUCUGAGACCAUCCAGGGAGUCACCACGACCCCAACAGGAAUCCACUACCAGCAGUCCUGGCUCUGUAUUCUCACCAACGUCAGGAGCCUCCAGAAGCGCCACGUCUGCAUCACACGCCUGGACCGACCCCAGAACUGGGGGGUGAACUGCUGCGAGGCCCGCUAUGUGGUUCUCAUCCUGGCUCCCUCCAGAACGAAAAGCACCAAGACGGCCAUCGAGCUGGGGAGGACGUUCGCCACCCUGCUGUCGGACAUCUCUUUCCGCCAGAAGCUCCUGGAAACCCGCACCGAAGAGGAGUUCAAGAAGGAGCUGGUGCUCCAGCGACGGCUCCUCUCCAGCGGCAGCGACAAGCCCCUCGAGGAGGUUGUCGACGACACAGACCCCCGUAAAGGGAAGCCCCUGGAGUGCACAGAUUUCCUGAAACCAUUCAAGGGUGUGUACGACGACCUCCGCAGAAGACUCCCGCUCUACCCCUCAGAUUUCACAGACGGUAUCGUGGGGCCUGACCGCUCAUUACUGAAGUACACCACCACGGCCAUCUUUCUCUACAUCACCAUUCUGCUGCCGGCCAUCGCCUUCGGCUCACUCAAUGACGAGAGCACCAGAGGGGAAAUAAACGUGCAGAAGACCAUCGUUGGCCAGAGCAUCGGUGGGGUGAUCUACGCUCUGUUCGCGGGCUCCCCCCUGGUCAUCCCCCUGACCACCGCGCCACUCGCCAUCUUCAUCAGCGUGAUUAGGGGGAUCUGUGACGACUAUUCCAUUGACUUUGAGGCGUUCUACGCCUGCAUCGGCUUAUGGAACAGCCUGUUCCUCAUCCUGGGAGGCCUGUUCAACGUGAGCCUGCUAAUGAAGCUCUUCAAACGCUCCACAGAGGAAGUCAUCGCCUUGUUCAUCUCCAUCGCCUUUGUGGGCGAUGCGGUGAAAGGAACCGUGAAAAUCUUCAACCUCUUCUACCACGGCCCCACCCUGACCACCACCAACGCCACCCUGACCCUGGAGCAGAUCAGCCAGCUCCUUGAGAACGCCUCCCAGAACGGCAGCGACAGCGGGGCGCGGGGGGAACUCACGGUGUUCCUGCCUGUGUCCCUGGUGCAUUGUACCAGGGAGAGGCCCGUCCUGUGUCUGCUCCUCAUGCUGGCCACCCUGUGGCUGGGCUACGCCCUCUACCUCGUCAAGAGGAGUCCGUACCUGAACGGUCGGAUCCGGGAGGUGGUGUCUGACUGUGCCCUCCCCAUCUCCGUGGUGAUCGUGUCUUUCAUCGGCUCCUACCUCUUCCUGGACAUCGAGCUUCCCGUGUUCCACCACGUGGUCGGCCAGCCCAUCUUCAACUUUGCGCCGUUCGACAAGCUGACGGGGAUGAACACGCUCAGCGCCGUGGGCCUCGGGUUCCUCCUCGCCCUGCUCAUCUUCAUCGACCAGAACAUCGUCAUCUCCCUCACGCACGUGCCGGAGCACAAGCUGCUGAAGGGGACGGCGUUCCACUGGGACCUGGUGCUCACGGGCCUCAUCAACAUCCUCAUGUCGUGCCUGGGUCUGCCAUGGAUGCACGCUGCCUUCCCUCACUCCUCGCUCCACGCACGCCAGCUGGCCAAGACGGAGCAGCACGUGGAGAACGGACACGUGUACACCACCAUCGUCAGCGUGAAGGAGACCCGCCUGACGUCCCUGGCCGCCAACAUCCUGAUCGGCGUGUCCGUGUACAUGCUGCCCAUCCCGCUCCAGUGGAUCCCCAAGCCCGUCCUCUACGGCCUCUUCCUCUACAUCGCCGCCACCUCGCUGGACGGCAACCAGAUGGUGGACCGCAUGCAGCUGCUGUUCAAGGAGCAGACAUCCUACCCCCCCACCCACUACAUCCGCCGGGUGCCCCAGAGGAAGGUGCACUACUUCACGGCGCUGCAGAUGGUCCAGCUGGUGGUGCUCUGUGCCUUCGGCAUGUACCCCCUCCCCUACAUGAAGAUGGUGUUCCCGCUGCUCAUGAUCCUGCUCGUUCCCAUCAGGACUCAUCUGCUUCCACGAUUGAUCGACGCCAAGUAUCUGGACAUCAUGGAUUCUCAGCACAUGUAGAAGAGACCUGUGUGUGUGAGUGUGUGUGUGUGUGUGACCAGGUCUAAAGGCUGGUUGAUUGUAUUGAGCAGUGAUGUACAACAUGCUUGCAAGGUUUCAUAUAUCGGAGGCUGAUUACGUUGACUUAGGCUAGCUGGUGUUAGCCUGUCAACAUGGAUGAACAAUUUCAGUGCCUUAAUGCAUUCAUAAAAUGUCCAACAGUACAAUCAAUAUUGUUUUAUAGUUCACAUAUUCCUGCUGGAAGACCUUGUUGUGUCCAAUUCAUUUUGUUAAAUUGAUGGCAUUUAUUUUUAGACUUUGUUGGUAAGGGCAACAUUUUUAUAUCGAAAUAACUGAAAUGUUCAGUUAUGGAAUUAUCUUUUUUGCAAAACAUGAUGCCUAUUUUGUGGUUUCUUAAUGGAUUCAAUGUUAAGAAAAUGUAGUGUUAUGUUAAGUUAAGUUCAAGUUCAAAAUACCAAUUUACUAUGCUGGAACACAUAAGAAAUGCAAACUGCUGUAAAACAUCUUUACACUGAUCAAGUGUAGGGGACUACAACGCCACCAAUAUGCAACAAAGUGGUCAUAUUUGUCCUGCUUGUCCUUAUAUCAUCUUUUUACAAUGAGUUAUUAGAGUUGUAACAUGUUCAUGAAAUUAAUAUCACAGAGUUGUGGCUGUGUUCGAACAUCAAACCAUUAAAGCUCCCUCAGUGAACUGAA
Messenger RNA from Gadus macrocephalus (Pacific cod), 3820 nucleotides. Its product is annotated as solute carrier family 4 member 11-like. NCBI's taxonomy places the organism in Eukaryota, Metazoa, Chordata, Actinopteri, Gadiformes, Gadidae. Bases 632 to 3124 code for a protein of 830 amino acids. The transcript has 20 exons. The record is from RefSeq and is a predicted model, not a curated record. Gene Ontology annotation, cellular component: plasma membrane; basolateral plasma membrane. Gene Ontology annotation, molecular function: solute:inorganic anion antiporter activity. Gene Ontology annotation, biological process: monoatomic anion transport; monoatomic ion homeostasis; transmembrane transport.